Messenger RNA from Jatropha curcas, 1275 nucleotides. Lineage: Eukaryota; Viridiplantae; Streptophyta; Magnoliopsida; Malpighiales; Euphorbiaceae. The record is from RefSeq and is a predicted model, not a curated record.
AACCAGCUUCUUCUUUAUUCAUUUAUAGACAGAAAUAGAAGCAAGCAAAGAGCCCUGCUCAUGGCCACAACAAGCUCCACCGUAUCGGCCCUCUCUUGCCAAAGUCUGGCAAGGUUGAAUUGGAUAGCAGAAGGCAUUUUUGAGUACCAAUUUAUGGCAGGCCAUUUGUUAACAAUUUUGCAAUGUAUUUUCACUCACUCUUCUCUGUGUGACUGGAGAAACUUCCAGAUACGUUGUCAUUCUUGGCAAAUGAAAUCUCAGAGGUUAUUGGGGAAAAUAGCAUUGGUCACAGGUGGAGCCACCGGAAUAGGAGAGAGCAUUGUCCGUCUAUUCCACAAGCACGGUGCAAAAGUUUGUAUACUUGAUUUGCAAGACAACCUUGGUCAGAGUGUCUGCGAAUCCCUUGGUGGUGACUCAAACACUUGUUAUUUCCAUGGUAAUGUCACAAUAGAAGAUGAGGUCCAACGUGCCAUUGUUUUCACCGUUGAAAAAUUUGGAACACUGGAUAUUCUGGUCAACAAUGCUGGGUUAUCAGGUCCACCCUGUUCAGACAUACGAAAUGUAAAUUUAUCAGAUUUCGAAGAGGUGUUUGAUGUAAAUGUGAAGGGUGCAUUUAUUGGAAUGAAGCAUGCAGCACGGAUUAUGAUCCCGCUAAAUAAGGGUUCGAUUGUUUCUAUCUGCAGUGUCAGCGGUGUAAUAGGAGGCCUGGGUCCCCAUGCAUAUACAGGGUCCAAGCAUGCUCUUUUGGGGCUGACCAGAAAUGUUGCAGCUGAACUAGGAAAAUAUGGGAUACGUGUCAACUGUGUUUCUCCUUAUGCAGUUCUAACCGACCUGGCCUUAGCUCACUUGCCCGAGGACGAGAGAACAGAAGAUGCAAUGGCAGGUUUCCGAGCCUUUGCUGCAAAGAAUGCUAAUUUGCAAGGGGUGGAAUUGACGCCUAAUGAUGUGGCUAAUGUUGUACUCUUCUUGGCAAGUGAAGAAGCAAGGUACAUUAGUGGGGCUAAUCUAAUGGUCGACGGGGGCUUCACUGCUGCAAAUCACUCUUUUAAGGUCUUCAGAUGAUCAAUAAAACAAGCAAACUAUUUUUUCUCAUAUAUGUAACGGGAAAUCCUUUCCUAUUAUAUUAGUAGCCUGUGUUGUUGAUGAAACAUUUGUUGCUAUAUAGAAAUAACAUCAUCACGUAGAAACAAAUUGAACUCGAGCUCGAAGCAGUUGUUGCCAUUAUAUUAAUUAUAAACGUGAGCCUCUGGCCAUAUCAAGAAUUGCCACAACAAA